Molecule: messenger RNA, 837 nt
Organism: Vigna angularis (adzuki bean)
Lineage: Eukaryota; Viridiplantae; Streptophyta; Magnoliopsida; Fabales; Fabaceae
Exons: 2
Coding region: 1-837 (278 amino acids)
Source: RefSeq, a predicted model, not a curated record
AUGGCACGUAGGCCUCCUCCUCCUCCACCCACAACUCCUGAUGCACCAGAUAUGAUGAGGAUGAUGGAAUUGGUGAUAACUGAGGCCUCUCAGAGGCAGUAUUUGGAAUUGUUGACCAGUGGAACGAUUGUAGUUGGACCCUCAUCUUCUUCUUCCACACAACCUCAAGAGUGGAGUCUUGAGAACUUCUUGCAGCACCGUCCAGCGAAGUUUAAUGGACAGGUUAGCCCAGAUGAGGCGGAUAGGUGGUUUAGAGAUAUGGAGCACAUUUUUAAUGCCAAGAGGUGUUCAUAUGAGAAUAGACUGGCUUUCACGGAAUAUUUAUUAUCCGGGGAAGCUAGUCAUUGGUGGAGUAGUAUGAGGACCAUAGUAGAGGGCGGUAACACUCAGAUCACUUGGGAGUUGUUCAAGGAGAGAUUCUAUGCUGAAUAUUUUCCUGACAGCGUCAGAUUUCCUAAAGAGAUUGAAUUUCUACAACUGGUUCAGGGAAAUAUAUCAGUCUUUGAGUAUGCAGACCGGUUCAAGCAUCUGAUCAGGUUUCAUACAGUGCCGAUGAGUGAAGUUUGGCAGUGUCGGAAAUUUGAGAAUGGUCUUAGAGGGGAGAUCAAGUUGUUGGUGAAGGGGCUUUCUAUUAAAGAAUUUCCAGCUUUGGUGGAAAUGGCAAGGGUCAUGGAGAAGACCAAGUUGGAGGUGGACAGCCAGAAGAGUCAGCCUUUGAGAGUGGGAGGACCGGUGAUGUCCAGAGGUGGUUCCAGUUCUAGAAGGACUCCCUACUCUAGGCCUCCUUCUCAUGGGUCUAGGGGUUCCUUCUCCCAGUCUUUAGUGCAAUCAGGGUAA